Messenger RNA from Chiloscyllium plagiosum (whitespotted bambooshark), 8460 nucleotides. NCBI's taxonomy places the organism in Eukaryota, Metazoa, Chordata, Chondrichthyes, Orectolobiformes, Hemiscylliidae. The record is from RefSeq and is a predicted model, not a curated record.
CUCUGCCAAGGGAAUAUGAAGUCACAGCCUCUUAGAGCAGAGGAUGUGGAAGAGGAGGACGAAGAGCUUUCGGACAGCGAAGGCGUCAAAAAGAAAAAGAAGAAAUUCCUGAAAAAGCAAAAAGAGAAUAAACCAACUAAGUUGAAGAAGCGGAAGAAAUUGGAACAGCUCACCCCCACGCAGCCCUCUUCAGCCGUGAGGGCAGGAUGGUCUGAGCCACAGACCUUGCGACGACCACGGUCAGCCCCACUCCGUGACCGGCCUGUGGGAGGAGCGCCCGCACUGGCACGGACCCAAUCACAGGAAAGUGAAGAUGAAAUCACCUCCGAUCUGGAGGAGCUCAAGGAGAAAUCGGACAGUGGCGGCAGUGAUUUUGGCAAGAAAAAGAGAAAGAAACGAAAGGAGAAGAAAGAAAAGAAAAUCAAGCGUCGGAAGAAGGAGCAGGGCGAGGAAGAGGAAAGUCACAAGCCUGAACCGAAGUCUUCUGCCCGCCUUCUGGAGGAUUGGGGGCUGGAAGAUGUUGACCAUGUUUUCACCGAAGAUGACUAUCGCACUUUAACUAACUACAAGGCUUUCAGCCAGUUUAUGAGGCCACUCAUUGCCAAGAAGAACCCGAAGAUUCCAAUGUCCAAGAUGAUGACAAUCCUUGGUGCCAAGUGGCGAGAGUUCAGCGCCAACAGUCCGUUUAAGGGGUCAGCAGCUGCAGUGGCAGCGGCUGCUGCAGCAGCAGCAGUUGCAGCUGUGGUGGAACAAGUGUCUACUGCUGGUGCCUCAUCAGGGAGCCUUCCUAUGCCACCAGUACUUCCUGUCCGCAAAGCCAAGACCAAAGAGGGCAAAGGUCCUGGCGCAAAGAAACGGAGCAAGAGUCCGAGGGUCCCAGAUGAAAAAAAGAAAAAGAGGAAGAAGAUGAUUCCUUUGAAAAUUAAGCUGGGCAUAAUGGGGCCAAAGAGGAAGAAGAGCUCCUCGAGUGAUGAGGCAGACUUGGAUGCAGAGUCAGAUUUUGAUGAUGCCAGUGUGCACAGUUCAUCAAUUCGAUCUGACAGCUCUGUUGCACCCCUGAAAAAAGCAAAGUUGAAAGCUAAGGUUGGCCGUAAGAAGAGGAAGGUUGCUGGUGAAGAAGAGGCAGACGGGUAUGAGACUGAUCACCAGGAUUACUGCGAGGUCUGUCAGCAGGGAGGAGAGAUCAUCCUGUGUGACACCUGUCCUAGAGCCUACCACUUGGUUUGCCUAGAUCCAGAGCUGGACAAAGCCCCAGAAGGGAAGUGGAGUUGUCCACACUGUGAAAAAGAAGGUAUUCAAUGGGAGGCAAAGGACGAGGAGGAAGAAGAGGAAGAUGAAGAGGAAGUGGAGUUAGGAGGCGAGCGGGAGGAAGAAGACGAUCAUAUGGAGUACUGCAGAGUCUGUAAAGAUGGUGGGGAGCUGCUGUGCUGUGACGCCUGUCCGUCGUCCUACCAUAUUCACUGUCUCAAUCCGCCACUUCCAGAAAUCCCCAAUGGCGAAUGGCUAUGUCCCCGCUGUACCUGCCCUCCCUUGAAAGGCAGAGUCCAGAAGAUUCUUCAUUGGAAGUGGGGUGAAUUGCCAAUACCAGUCCCUGUACCCAGACCUCCUGAUGCCACUCCUGAGGAUUCCCCACCGAAACCACUGCAUGGGCGCCCUGAGCGGGAGUUUUUCGUUAAGUGGGCUGGCCUGUCGUAUUGGCACUGCUCCUGGGUCACUGAGCUGCAGCUGGAGAUUUAUCAUUCAGUGAUGUUUCGGAACUACCAACGAAAGACUGACAUGGACGAGCCACCUCCGUUUGAUUACUGCUCUGGGGAUGAUGACAGCAAGAGUGAGAAGAGGAAAGCCCAGGAUCCUCAAUAUGCUGCAAUGGAGGAGAAGUUUUACCGCUAUGGGAUAAAGCCUGAGUGGAUGACCAUUCAUCGUAUCCUGCAGCACAGUAUCGACAGGAAGGGAAACUACCACUACUUGGUGAAGUGGAGAGAUCUGUCAUAUGACCAGGCCACCUGGGAGAAGGAUGAACUGGAAAUCCCGGAUUACGAAGCACUCAAAGUUGCAUACUGGAAUCACAGGGAGAUGAUCAGUGGGGAGGAACCCACCAGGCCCAAGAAAACAAAGAAGUUCAAGAAAAUAAAGGAGUUCUUGGCAGACAAGCCUCCUGGCUCGCCUGUAACAGAACCAACAAUUAAAUAUGAAGUCCAGCCAGACUUCAUCACGGUCACUGGUGGAACUUUGCACAUGUACCAGCUGGAGGGACUAAACUGGCUGCGCUUUUCCUGGGCGCAGGGCACUGACACUAUCCUCGCUGAUGAGAUGGGACUGGGAAAGACCAUACAGACCAUUGUCUUCUUGUAUUCUCUAUACAAAGAGGGACAUUCGAGUGGCCCCUUCCUGGUCAGUGCUCCUCUGUCUACCAUCAUAAACUGGGAACGUGAGUUUGAGAUGUGGGCUCCAGAUUUCUAUGUGGUGACUUACACUGGAGACAAAGACAGCCGUGCUGUCAUUCGGGAAAAUGAGUUUUGUUUUGAUGACAAUGCAGUCAAAGUCAGCAAGCGAGCUGUCAAAAUCAGGAGUCAGGCACAAGUGAAGUUUCAUGUUUUAUUGACCUCCUAUGAGCUGGUUACCAUUGACCAGGCAGCUCUGAGCUCCAUUAAAUGGGCCUGUCUAGUGGUAGAUGAAGCACACAGACUGAAGAACAACCAAUCCAAGUUUUUCAGAGUGUUGAACGCUUAUAAGAUUGACUGGAAGUUGUUGCUGACAGGAACACCACUUCAAAAUAACCUAGAAGAACUCUUCCAUUUGCUCAACUUUCUCACGCCUGACCGUUUCAAUAACCUAGAGGGUUUCCUUGAAGAAUUUGCUGACAUCUCAAAAGAAGACCAGAUCAAGAAGCUCCAUGAUCUCCUUGGUCCCCACAUGCUUCGACGCCUUAAAACUGAUGUUUUCAAGAAUAUGCCAUCCAAGACAGAACUGAUUGUGCGUGUGGAGUUGAGUACGAUGCAGAAAAAGUACUACAAAUUUAUUCUGACAAGAAACUUUGAUGCGCUGAACUCGAAAGGUGGUGGAAAUCAGGUGUCAUUGCUGAAUAUUAUGAUGGAUCUGAAGAAAUGUUGUAACCAUCCUUAUCUCUUCCCUGUGGCUGCCAUGGAGUCUGCAAAGUUGCCUAAUGGUGCGUAUGAAGGCAGUGGGCUGAUCAAGUCAUCAGGAAAGUUAACGCUCCUCCAGAAGAUGCUGAAGAAACUGAAAGCCCAGGGCCACAGGGUGCUGAUAUUUUCUCAGAUGACUAAAAUGUUGGAUUUAUUGGAAGACUUCAUGGACUAUGAGGGCUACAAGUAUGAAAGGAUUGAUGGAAGUGUCACUGGUGCAAUGAGGCAGGAAGCUAUCGACCGAUUCAAUGCUCCGGGAGCUCUGCAGUUUUGCUUCCUGUUGUCAACUAGAGCUGGGGGGCUUGGAAUUAACUUAGCCACAGCUGACACAGUUAUCAUCUUUGAUUCAGACUGGAACCCCCACAAUGACAUCCAGGCCUUUAGCAGAGCUCACCGCAUUGGUCAGGCAAAUAAAGUGAUGAUCUACCGCUUUGUCACUCGCGCCUCUGUAGAGGAGCGAAUCACACAAGUGGCUAAACGUAAAAUGAUGCUGACUCACCUGGUGGUUCGGCCUGGCCUGGGCUCCAAGACUGGUAGCAUGACCAAGCAGGAGUUGGAUGAUAUCCUCAAGUUUGGCACAGAAGAACUCUUCAAAGGAGAUACUGAAGGUGAUAAUAAGGAUGAAGACAGCAGUGUUAUCCACUAUGAUGGGGCUGCUAUUGAUCGACUGCUAGAUAGGAACCAGGAUGCAACAGAGGACACAGAUAUACAAAGUAUGAAUGAAUACCUCACCUCCUUCAAAGUGGCUCAGUAUGUUGUCCGGGAGGAGGACAAGGAAGAGGAGAUCGAAAGGGAGAUCAUCAAGCAAGAAGAGAAUGUGGAUCCUGACUACUGGGAAAAGCUGCUGCGGCAUCACUAUGAGCAGCAGCAGGAGGAUCUGGCAAGGAAUCUGGGCAAAGGCAAACGAGUCCGCAAGCAGGUCAACUACAAUGACGCUGCCCAGGAAGAUCAAGAAUGGCAGGAUGAUGUAUCAGACAACCAAUCAGAAUAUUCGGUUGGUUCAGAGGAAGAAGAUGAAGACUUUGAUGAAAGACCAGAAGGUCGUCGACAAUCCAAGCGUCAACUCCGUGGUGAGAAGGACAAACCACUUCCACCUUUGCUGGCGCGAGUUGGUGGAAACAUCGAGGUUUUAGGAUUUAACACUCGACAGAGGAAAGCUUUCCUCAAUGCAGUGAUGAGGUGGGGCAUGCCUCCUCAGGAUGCUUUCAACUCCCAGUGGCUGGUCAGGGAUCUGCGAGGCAAGAGUGAGAAGGAGUUCAAGGCUUAUGUAUCGCUGUUCAUGAGACAUCUGUGUGAGCCUGGGGCUGAUGGUGCAGAGACGUUUGCAGAUGGCGUGCCUCGAGAGGGUCUCUCUCGGCAGCAAGUCCUGACCAGGAUAGGAGUCAUGUCUCUGGUGAAGAAGAAGGUGCAGGAAUUUGAACACAUCAAUGGGAAGUGGAGCAUGCCAGAGCUUAUCCCAGAGGUCACUGCCGAUUCGAAGAAAUCAUCCAGAGCCUCCUCUCCCGUAGUGAAGACAGCAACAACAACACCAGAGCCCAGUUGUAGCAACACACCCUGCACUUCAAAACCAGCAACUCCUGCCCCAAGUGAUAAAUUGGAAGGAAUUGGAAAUCCUCCUGAAAAGGAGGUGACAGAUUCCAAGGAGGAAGAGGCAAAUGGUGGCGAGAAAAUGGAACUGGAGACUCCCAGUACAGAGGAAGAUCCUGUGACUAUUGAAAAGGCUGAGACCCAGCACCAGCCACCGGUUAGUGAAGAUGUUAAAGAAGUGCCAGAAGAGGAAAGGCAGAGUGGUGGAGUAGAAGGACAGGAUGCAGUGACCAAAGAUGAGAAACAAGAGACUGAAAGGAGUGGCAGGGAACCGACAGUCGAAAAAACCGAUGUGACCUCGGAAGUGAAAGAAAAGGUUGAGCCAGAGACUGCUGUUAUUAAAGAGGAGACUAAGACAGAGAAGGAUUUACGAUCUAUUAAUGUUAAAGAUGAAAGCAAGAACAAUGGGAAGAGGGAGGAGGACAGGACGGAGAAGUGCAAGUUCAUGUUUAAUAUCGCCGAUGGAGGCUUCACAGAACUGCAUACACUGUGGCAGAAUGAGGAACGGGCUGCAAUAUCCUCUGGGAAGGUAUCUGAAAUUUGGCACCGACGACAUGACUUCUGGCUGCUGUCUGGGAUUGUUGUGUAUGGAUAUGCACGAUGGCAGGACAUUCAGAAUGAUGCCCGGUUUGCCAUUAUCAACGAACCCUUCAAGUUGGAAGUGAACAAAGGAAACUUCUUGGAGAUGAAGAACAAGUUUCUUGCUCGAAGGUUUAAGCUUCUGGAGCAAGCAUUGGUGAUUGAAGAGCAGCUGCGGAGGGCAGCCUACUUGAACAUGACACAAGAUGCCACUCACCCAGCCAUGGCACUCAAUACCCGCUUUGCAGAGGUGGAAUGCCUGGCUGAGAGCCACCAGCAUCUGUCUAAAGAGUCGCUAGCUGGGAACAAACCUGCCAAUGCUGUCCUGCACAAAGUUUUGAACCAACUGGAGGAGCUGUUGAGUGACAUGAAGGCAGAUGUGACCCGACUCCCGUCUACAUUGUCACGGGUACCACCAAUAGCUGCUCGUCUCCAGAUGUCCGAGCGCAGUAUUCUCAGCCGACUGGCCAAUAAGGGAAGCGAGGCUGCAAAUACACCAGCUUUCCCACCAGGCCCAUAUACAACAUCUCAAGCAUAUGGUGGCUCUUUUGGGCCACCUGUUCCUGUCAGCACACCUGGAGGCCCAAUGAAUUUCAGUCAGGUGCCAGGUGGCUCCUUUGUAACAGAUCCUGUACAGCUCCCCCCACCAGUGAGCUUUCAACAUCCCGUUUCUGGAGCACUCACAAGCCAGGGCCACCUCAUCCUCCCACAGCCUUUUCUGCAGCCUCCCACCCAGAGGCCCAUCUCUUUCAGUAACGACAAACUUCCUACUAACACGCUGGGAGCCGCAGCAUCCAACGGCCCUUCUGUCUUAGAGAAAAAAGAAAGCAGCAAGGACGGAGUGAAUUUGGAAAAGAAAGAAAAGACCGGGGAAAUAAUAUGCAUAGAUGACUGACCCCUCCAACCCCAUUCUUGCUUGUCCCUGCCCUCCAUACUGGUUAUGUUUAUAUUUUGUUUUGAGAGGAAACACAGGCUGAUGUGGUUGUUUGUGUGUUUAAUGCCCCAGAAGGUGUGUGAGUGAAUGGGAGGGUUUAUAACUUAUGAAGAUCUCUUCAACACUCCACUUGCUCACCCCUCACCCUCCCAGAGGAUGCCAUGGUUUGGAUUCUGAAAUUGGUGGGAACAUCACCUGUGUUGAUGUGCAUUGGUGAUCUUGGCUCACAGUAGUUUUAGAUAUUGAUGCAAGGCAUUAUCCUUUUUUUAUUUUCUACUCUCCCUCUCCCCCUCUAUUGUCAUUUGGGAAUUCUGAGAGUGGAUAAGCAGGCAAGACUUUAGCUCCAAGUGUCACCCCUAAUGCUGGAAGACGUGAUGUUAUUUGAGCACAGUAGCAAUCAUGCUCCUGCCUCAAUUUAUUAAUGAGGACAUGUUUAGGCUUUGAGGCUCAACUGAGUUACCGCAAAAACAACAAAUUGAAAUUAGCUCUUGUACGUUCUGCUCCAAUAACUAGAACCUGCAGUAGAAAUAUCACCCAGUAAAAUAUUAGGUGAGAGUUCAGAAAUUGUGUGGUGGAAUUGUGGCCCUGCAAGUGAUGUACUGGGUUCUUCAGCAGUCGGAAGCCUCCUUGAGACAUGUUGUAGGUUGUGUGUUAGAUGUGAGAAAAGACUGACUGGGUCAUUCUUGUGACAUUGUAGGAUACAAUAGCUCUUAAAAGGUCUUGCACCUCUUGAUCCUUGUGGGCUGACACCUUAUCACUACCAAAACAACCCAUUUUCAUCAGAUACUAAAGAGCUGUAUUGUGUAAUUGUAUGGUUUGAUUUCAUUCCUAGAUCUCAGCAGGCACACGUUUCCAAAAUAGUCUUUCCAGCUUGAUUGCUCUAUGGUAGACAUUUUGGAAGCAAGGCACCAAACCACUUGGCAAUCCCAAUGUGUUGCUAAGUGUUAAUCUAUUUAUUUGCUUCCCUGAAAGGAGUGUCAGUAGAGCUGCUUUGAGGAAGGGUGGAUUCUGGGGAUUAAAAAGAGCCUAGCUACUGGGAAAUUGGCAUUCUGCUAAAUUUUCUUCCUCGUUACCCGAAUGUUUUGUUCAUACAUCAAGUGUUCUAUAUUGUUUUAUCUUAAAUAUUUUGAAAAUAACCUGGAGAAAUUGGAGUUUAAAAUGGAGAACACUUGGGAAUGCACAAAAGGGAAGUCAGCAUUGUGAAAGGAAUUAUAACAUUUUCCAGUAAAGUUUUCAAUACAGUGAACCUGGCCAAGUUAUUGAGCUCUACUUGCUCUUUCCCAUGCUGACUGACUUUGUGCUGCUUUUUAUGUUCAAAAGAGUAUGUUAAGCAUUAGAGUUUUUUUUGCUGAAAUUUCUGCAGCCGCCUCUUGUAAUCUGUUCCUUGCUAUGAACUGUGUCUCAUCUCAGCUUUGCACAGUGAGGAGGUUGGAGUGGAUGUGCUCAGGAAUAAGGGGGUAAAUGUGUUUGAAAGGAACAAAAAUGCCCAGCUCUUAAGUGAACCAUCCUGCUUUUCCUGUAUCCCUUGUGCAGAUCAAGCAGAAGCACAAUUUUAUUUAUCACGUCAAAAGUGCAUCCCAGUACUUUAUAAAAAGGAAAUACCUACAUGCUUGCUUAAAUAGGAUACGACUUCUCUGACACCCCCCCCCCCCCCCCCAAAAUAUUACUGCCUCUUUGGGAUAGGUGGAUGUACACAUUGUUCAUGUUUCCUGCUCUCUGCUUGGCUUUUAGAGUGUAAACCUGUCUCCAUCCCUGGUAUGUGACAUUGCUACAUGGCAGGACAUUUUUCCAGCACUCCAUCCCUGAGCUUAUGGUCCCUUCCAGUUGAUUGGCUGAUUCAUAUGUUGUGGGAUAAGGGAUGAUGGGAAUGGGGGAUCGGAAGAGAUGUUUACCCCAACAGAAGUGGAGAAGCUUUGGGGGUGGGAGAAGCACAAACUGAUGUGCCAUCUGCUUUGAGCAGGGAUCUUGUGUUCAUUGAGCCUCAGGCUCUAGCUGUGAAAAUCUGUGACAUGACAUCCCAUCCCACCUCAACCAGCUCAGCGCCAGUGGCAAGCAGGUGUAGGGGCAAAAACCGCUUCAGAAAGGAAACUUAAAUGUAUACUUUAAAUUAUGUCUGCGUAAUAAUCUGUUGCAGCUGACAUCUAUUAUUACUUAAUAUCCUUUGUUUUAAAAGAAUAUUUUGAAGAAUUUUUCAUUAAAGUUUUUUUGUUACAUGUU